AUGGACGCUAACCGCCCGGGCGCGUUCGUGCUGAGCAGCGCGCCUCUGGCUGCGCUGCACAACAUGGCUGAGAUGAAGACGUCGCUGUUCCCCUAUGCGCUGCAGGGUCCGGCGGGCUUCAAGGCGCCCACCCUAAGCAGCCUUGGUGCGCAGUUGCCUCUAGGCACUCCGCACGGCAUCAGCGACAUCCUGGGGCGGCCGGUGGGUGCAACGGGUGGUGGCCUCCUGGGAGGUCUGCCCCGCCUCAACGGGCUCGCCUCGUCGGCAGGUGUUUACUUCGGGCCCGCGGCAGCCGUGGCACGGGGCUACCCCAAGCCGCUGGCGGAAUUGCCUGGGCGCCCGCCCAUCUUCUGGCCCGGAGUGGUGCAGGGCUCUCCCUGGAGGGACCCGCGCCUGACUGGCUCGGCCCAAGCCGGAGGGGUCCUGGACAAGGACGGCAAGAAGAAACACUCGCGGCCGACGUUCUCGGGCCAGCAGAUCUUCGCGCUGGAGAAGACUUUCGAGCAGACCAAGUACCUGGCAGGCCCAGAGCGCGCGCGGCUUGCCUACUCUCUGGGAAUGACCGAGAGCCAGGUGAAGGUGUGGUUCCAGAAUCGGCGGACCAAGUGGCGCAAGCGACACGCGGCAGAGAUGGCGUCGGCUAAAAAGAAGCAGGACUCGGAUGCCGAGAAGCUGAAGGUGGGUGGCUCAGACGCGGAGGACGAUGACGAGUACAACCGGCCCCUGGACCCCAACUCCGACGACGAGAAGAUCACGCGGCUACUCAAAAAGCACAAACCCUCGAACUUGGCGCUGGUUAGCCCGUGCGGCGGCAGCGCGGGGGACGCCUUGUGA
Molecule: messenger RNA, 834 nt
Organism: Arvicola amphibius (Eurasian water vole)
Lineage: Eukaryota; Metazoa; Chordata; Mammalia; Rodentia; Cricetidae
Gene: Nkx6-2
Product: NK6 homeobox 2
Exons: 3
Coding region: 1-834 (277 amino acids)
Biological process (GO): regulation of transcription by RNA polymerase II; cell differentiation
Cellular component (GO): nucleus
Molecular function (GO): DNA-binding transcription factor activity, RNA polymerase II-specific; RNA polymerase II cis-regulatory region sequence-specific DNA binding
Source: RefSeq, a predicted model, not a curated record